Salvia miltiorrhiza (redroot sage) is the source of this 1037-nucleotide messenger RNA. Its product is annotated as proteasome subunit beta type-2-A-like. Gene Ontology annotation, cellular component: cytosol; proteasome core complex, beta-subunit complex; nucleus. Gene Ontology annotation, molecular function: peptidase activity. NCBI's taxonomy places the organism in Eukaryota, Viridiplantae, Streptophyta, Magnoliopsida, Lamiales, Lamiaceae. The transcript is spliced from 3 exons. Gene Ontology annotation, biological process: proteasomal protein catabolic process. The record is from RefSeq and is a predicted model, not a curated record. The coding region runs from base 206 to 820 and encodes 204 amino acids.
UAUGCUUUACCAAACACGCUUUUAGGCUUCUUGUUCUGCAAGACGCCUUCUCUAUUCUAGCAAAGAACCAUAAAUAAACCAAAAAAAGCUCAAAACCCCCAAAACUGAGAAUACAUAUUUCAGCCAAAAAUCGAACUCAGAUCCGAAGAAGAAACGCAGAAACCCACCGAUUUCAGCUGCACAAAGGCAGAUAAACACAGCAAAAAUGGAGUCAGUUUUCGGGCUGGUCGGAAAGGAUUUCGCGAUAGUGGUGGCGGACACAUCGGCGGUCCACAGCAUUCUCGUGCACAAAACUAACGAGGACAAGAUCAUGGUCCUAGAUUCUCACAAACUCAUGGGCGCCUCCGGCGAGACCGGCGACCGGGCUCAGUUUACAGAGUAUGUACAGAAGAAUGUAGCUUUAUACCAAUUCCGUAAUGGCAUUCCUCUGACAACUGCAGCUACUGCAAACUUCACCAGAGGCGAGCUCGCAACUGCCUUGCGGAAGAAUCCAUACAUGGUGAACAUCAUCCUGGCUGGAUACGACAAGGAUGUAGGCCCUUCCCUCUACUUCAUCGAUUACAUCGCCUCCCUUCACAAGGUUGACAAAGCAGCCUUCGGUUACGGGUCCUACUUUGCACUCUCCUUGAUGGAUAGACACUACCGCAGGGACAUGACUGUCGAGGAGGCCAUCGAGUUGGUCGAUCAGUGCAUAAGGGAAAUCCGUAGUAGGCUGGUCGUAGCCCCUCCAAACUUUUUAAUCAAAAUCGUGGACAAGGACGGGGCAAGGGAAUUCGCGUGGCGUGAGUCCAUCAAGGAUGCCCCCGUCGCUGCAGCGUGAUUCGGCCUCACUUGUUUAUGGAUUGCAUCUGUUUUUAAUAUGUAAUAUGCCAAGAACUCUUGCAGCUUGAGGAAAUUUAGGUGCAAUUAGUGUGUGAACUGCGUGGGUGAGAUUUCCUCUUAUCUAAGAGAUUUCUCUUGCUAAGGACCAUUGAAUAUGCUUCCUUAUUCUUUUACCUAUAUGUUUCCUUACUUUAAACACUUGCAUUUUCUGGUGA